AUGAUUUUAAUGAUUUAUUUUAUUUUUGCUAUUAAAUCUAUUGAUGCUAGUACUCAAGUAUGUAAUGGUCCAUUGGGUAUGAUUAGUGGUGAAAUACGUGAUUGGCAAAUCACAGCAUCAUCAACACUUUGGGAUACUGAUUGUCAUGAAAAAAAUGCUCGACUGUAUCAACCAUCAAAUCGUGCAUGGUGUGCACGACAUAAAUCAGAUUCAGAGUGGUUACAAAUUGAUUUGGGUAUUGCAGCUAAAAUAUCAGGUGUAUUAACUCAAGGUCGAGCUAAUAAAGAAGAAUAUGUUAUGUCGUUUAUGGUAUCAUAUAGUACUGAUGCUUUUCGAUGGCAAUACCUUGUUGAUCGAUAUGGAAAUCAAAAACAACAAGGACAAGGGAAUAUUAAUUCAUUAAAAACUGAAGGGAGUUCGUAGAUUUCACCAAGUGAACUUAAUAAAUCAACAUUCAAACAUGAAUAUAUAACAAAAACUUUAUCUUAUGAUGAAAAAUUAUUUCGUCAAUUGUCAAUUCCUAUUUUAUGGUUAGAUGUACAAGGUGAUGUUCGAUGGAAUCAAGCUGCUGAACAUGGUAUGCUAAAUUAUCUUACUCAAAAACAAUUUCCUGAUCUUGAUCGAAUUGGAAAAUCAUCGAUGAAUAAAAAAGAAAUAUUAAAUAAAUGUCGUGCACAAUCACUCUUUAUUUUACAUGAACAUUGGUCAGGAUUUUUUAGUCGAGUACUCUGUUUUAUAGCUCAAUUUGGUCAAACACUUUAUAGUCCACGUAUCGCUGUACUUAGUGGAAUUCAAUUUUCAGGUUCACGUGGUGCUAUAGAUGAUUUCUUAAAACAAGGUAUUACACGUUAUUUUUUACCAAUAUCUAUUUGUUCAGCGUAUCAACAUCAUCCUGAAAUGAACACUUUGAAAAAUCUUAUUGACUUAGCACCAAAUGCAAUACGUAUAUCAACUAGUCAUGAAUUAUACGAAAAUAGAAAUAAUAAAUUAGAUCGUGUAUUAACAUCAGCAAAAUUUUGGACAAUGGAUUAUCAUCAUGUACCUAUACGAAAAUGGUUAUUUGAUCGAAAACAAACAUCUGUUUCAUAUAGUUCUUCAAUAGAUAUUCUUUCAAAUCAUUCUAAUGAACAUAUAUAUGCUCCAAAAAAUGAACAAAAUGUUCCUAUUGGUGAAUGGAUUAAUAGAAAUAAACCUGAUGCAUUUUCUUCUGAUCUUUUACCAAAUCAAGGUAAAUAUAAAUUAACAUGGCAAGACCACGUAUUUGGUUCAUUUCUUCGUUAUAUGUUUGCUUUAUUUUUUGGUUCACAAAAUUCACCACGUAUUGAAUUUAGUGUUCGAAUAUUAACACAAUAUUGGUUGAGUUAUUUAACUGAUAAAUAUUCUAUACGUUCAAAUAUUAAUAUAUUUGAUGAACUUGCUGGUGUAUAUAUUCGUCGAGGAGAUAAAGCAUCUGAAGAUUCAUUUUGGGCUAAACAUAAUCGUUGGCGUAAUCUUUCACUUUAUGUUAAAGGUAUUGUUGAUGAAGAACAACGUCGAAACAAAACGUUUAAAUAUAUAUUUGUUAUGACAGAUGAUAAAUCUGUUAUGAGAUCAAUGCAAGAUUAUGCAAAUCUAAAGUCAGAGGGUACUGAUGAACCAUAUGCACGACAAUAUUUACGUGGAAGAGAAAUUCUUUAUAAUGUAUUAGCACCACAAGAAUGUUUUGAUCCAUUUAUUCGUAUUGGAUUUGAUCAAUUUCUUGUUAGUAUGCGAUUUUUAAUUGAACAUUCGGCUUUUACAAUUGGUCAUACAGAUUCGAAUGUUUUUCGAUUUUUUCGAGAAGUUGUUUAUGCUCAACGACAACAUCAAACAAAUGUACAAACAUUUACAUAUGUUCAAAAUGCUCCAGAUUCUUUGGAAAAUAAUACAGAGAGACAUAGCACUAUAAAAAAUAAAUUAAAGAAUUGA
Molecule: messenger RNA, 1947 nt
Organism: Rotaria sordida
Lineage: Eukaryota; Metazoa; Rotifera; Eurotatoria; Philodinida; Philodinidae
Source: the annotation of a GenBank genome assembly